ACUUCCCCCUCUCCAUCUGGCUCCCUGCAGGAGAAAAAUUCUCGAGAUUUUCCAGCAGGAGGGCCAGUGGCUGUUCUAGCUGCUUGCUCCAGAAAUCAGAAACAUCGGGGAAGGCAAUCUUAUUCUCCUACUAGGAAAGCCCCUUCCCCGCCCUCCGUUAACCUAAUUAGAAAAUUUCCAGAGACAUUGCCAUCGCGAGUCGCAUCAUUUUUCUUGAAGACAUUCCAUUAUUGUUCUACCGACCUUUCCCUCAUUCCCGAGUCCUCUGGAGUUGAGUUAUGUCAACAGCUGCCUUAAUUACUUUGGUCAGAAGUGGCGGGAACCACGUGAGGAGGAGAGUGCUGCUGAGCUCCCGCCUUCUGCAGGACGACCGGCGGGUGACGCCCACGUGCCACAGCUCCACUUCAGAGCCUAGGUGUUCGCGGUUUGACCCAGAUGGCAGUGGGCGUCCAGCCACCUGGGACAAUUUUGGGAUCUGGGAUAACCGCAUUGAUGAGCCGAUUCUGCUGCCGCCCAGCAUUAAGUAUGGAAAGCCGAUUCCCAAAAUCAGCUUGGAAAAUGUAGGCUGCGCCUCGCAUAUUGGCAGGCGGAAAGAGAACGAAGACCGGUUUGACAGCGCUCAGCUGACCGAUGAGGUCCUGUACUUUGCCGUGUACGAUGGACACGGAGGACCUGCCGCCGCUGAUUUCUGUCACACCCACAUGGAGAAAUGCAUCAUGGAUUUGCUUCCUAAGGAGAAGAACUUGGAAACUGUGUUGACCUUGGCUUUUCUAGAAAUAGAUAAAGCCUUUGCAAGGCAUGCCCACCUGUCUGCUGAUGCAACCCUUCUGACCUCUGGGACUACUGCAACGGUAGCCCUGUUGAGAGAUGGUAUUGAGCUGGUUGUAGCCAGUGUUGGGGACAGCAGGGCUAUUUUGUGUAGAAAAGGAAAAUCCAUGAAGCUGACCAUUGACCAUACUCCAGAAAGAAAAGAUGAAAAAGAAAGGAUCAAGAAAUGUGGUGGCUUUGUGGCUUGGAAUAGUUUGGGACAGCCUCAUGUGAAUGGCAGACUUGCAAUGACAAGGAGUCUUGGAGAUUUGGAUCUUAAAACCAGCGGUGUGAUAGCAGAACCAGAAACAAAGAGGGUCAAGCUCCAUCACGCUGAUGACAGCUUCCUGGUCCUCACUACAGAUGGAAUUAACUUCAUGGUGAACAGUCAAGAGAUUUGUGACUUUGUCAAUCAGUGCCAUGAUCCCAACGAAGCAGCCCAUGCAGUGAUUGAACAGGCAAUACAGUUUGGUACUGAAGAUAACAGUACUGCAGUAGUAGUGCCUUUUGGUGCCUGGGGGAAAUACAAGAGCUCUAAAAUCAACUUCUCAUUCAGCAGAAGCUUUGCCUCCAGUGGACGAUGGGCGUGACUGCUUGCUGGGACUUCGAAUUUCUGUGAAACAGUUUUUCACUGAGUAUGUCAAGAAACUUACUAGAUCAAACAAGUCAGCUGUGCCUGGAUGCCUCUGUGACUCACUAGAUCAGUACACAAGUCAGUGUAAACUAAGUAACCAUUUACCUAGUAGUUUUUCAUUAAUAACUCAUAUUUAUGUUCAACUGUAUGUACUCAGUAUAAAUAUAUGUGUAAUUCAACUGUGGUGAAUCUUUAAGUUGAGUGAGCAAAUGAAAAGUGGUUCUGACUCACUUGCUGAAUGUUAAAUUUCUAAUUUUUAAAACUCUUAGGCAGCUACGAGUUUCGUCUCAUCAUUUCUGUUCUUUCUUCAUUUGAACAGAUUCUUGCCUUCAAGUUCUUCAAAACUAGUAGAUAUUUUGAUGGCUCUGCAAUGUGUUAGCUGCAAGUGUUUAUUUUCAAUAGUUCUACCAAGGAGUAAGUGUGAAAACAGAGUUCUGUGUGACUAUAUUUUGUAUUCUGGACCACUUACUGGUAAAUUUCACAAUGCAAAAGACAUUGAUUCAGAUAAUAUGGCGCUGCUAAAUUGUAUGCAUAUAUUUACAACAGUACAGUUAUGAAUGUCAGCUGUGUCACUUGGUCUUCCCCCUUCCCCCCCUAACCCCCUUCAUUGCCUCUUUUUCUGUAGCUAAGAAUGUUAUAUAGAUACAUAGACUACUUUAUAUCAGAAGAGUAUGCACAGGCCGAAUCUUUUGGUCAAAGCCAUACAAACUUAAAAUACUGAUGGUAUCCAGUAUUUUGUAUGAAGUUUCCAUUUGUUAUCUUUAACUCUGUGUUUUGUGUUUUAUAUGUAGUAUGUUUAUAUCACCUUUUGUAUAGAAUAAGCAAGUUGGAUAAUUUGUCAGUAAAAAUAAUACCACAUUGUCUGAUAAUAUGAGAGAGAUAGCGUGAGGUUUAUGUCUCCUUUUUGCUUCUUUCUAAGAUUCAAAGCAAAGAAUAAAUCUAAAACGUUAAAGCAUUCUAUAUUUCAGCUUGCUAAUGUAAUUUAGGAAUGUAAAACUCUACUUUAUAUCUGCAUGUAAGUUUGCUGUUAAAAUGUGAAUCUCUACAUGCGUGUUUGAAAUUAUAUCUGCAGUUUAUUUUGCAGACAAUGUAAGUUUGUUAUAUGUGUGGGGGUAUGUACAUAUGUAAAUUUUGGAGUAAUAGAGAAUUAAAGGGAACAAUCCUGCAUAGCUCCUUCACCAGUGAGAUUUAAAUUAUUAAUAUGUUUAUUGCAAGGGCUCUUGACAGACAGAGGACGGCUUUAUAGUGGAGAACAAAUGGUUAUUGGCAGAUGAAGAAAUAGAUUGAAAAUGGCAGAGAUAUUUUAUGGCAGGUAAAUUAUGCAGAAAACACAGAAGCAGACUAGCAUGUUGAAGCUACAUUGCUCUAGGUAAUGUGCAAAUAAAAUAAUAGGAUGUGAGAAAAAUGCUGAGUGUUAAGAAUGGCGUGGAGUUUUGUUGUAGAAACCAACAACAAAAAAAGAAACCAAGAAGGUCAAGUUGAUAUAGUCUAUUCCUUCCACUUUGGGUUUUCAUGGUUGAGUUUUUUUUCUGUCUUUAUGUUUUAUUUAAAGGUUUGUUAGAAGGAAGAGGGCCCAAUAUAAAUAUUCACAUCUUCUCACCUUUUUGGGAAUGGAAGAAAAUAAAUCUUGAGUUUUCCUGCAUAUAUUAAUCAGGAAUUUUCUUUUGAUAAAAAAGGUGACAAAGAAAUAUUUGAAUUUUUUUUUAUUUUCAAGGAAGCUUAGUGAAAAAUAAAGAACAUUACAGGAAAAAAAACAGUCUUCUGUUCAUUGUCUGGGAAGUGAGGAACCAAAAGUAGGCUAAGAAAGCUGGAAAACUUUCUUGUUCUUGCUGAGUUAGGUCCCGGAACCUAAAUGUAGAAGCGUCAUUUAGGAGUAUGGAGAAUUUAUGAAGUAACAAGCAGACGAAAACUCUAAAGCACAAAAUGACAUUCUGAAAAUGUAGGUUUCAUUUCUGAUUUGAAUUCUUCACAUUACUAUUCCUCUCUUUUACUUUAAAAACUGAGAGUGGGAGUGAUGUCGUCAAGCUCAGAAGUCACUGAUUCACUGAGGUGGAUUGCCAGGUUUACAAAGACAAAUUUGUAGGGCUGUGUCGGCCUUGGUCUGGGGUGGGCUUUGCUCUGCUUUACCCAAAAAGCAGAAAUCAGUCAACUUUUCUUAAGCAUAAAAACAUAUUGGUGUUUGUUUUUCAAGCCACAAUGUUAAAGUAUCAUUUGUAGAUUAUUAUAAUCCACAAAAGAUAAUAAGCUUACAUGUUUUCAGCUUCUAGGCCUAUUACAAGGAAUUAUGCAAACAGUAGUGAAAAAAAAGAACUGUUCUAAAUAUAGUCUUUUAGUUAUAACUGUGAAUUUGCUAUGUGGUUAUUAACAUGUGGGUAUAGGUAUAAUGCAGAUUAUAUUAAUGUAAUUAAAUUUAAAUCCAUUGUAAUUUAUGUUUGCCUUUCAUUUAUGUGUAGCACAUAAAUCAUCUUUAUAAAACGUGUUGCCAAACUAUUUGCCAACAUUUAUUUGGCAAAAUAUGCUUAAAAUCAUUGUGAUUUUUCACAAGUAUAAGUUCUUAAGUACCUUGUAUAUUCACAAGUAAAUGCAGUCCUGCUCUCUAUCAACUGUUCAUUUGUUGUAGAUUUUUGUGUUUCUGAAGUGCUUUAAAGUCUUAUGAAUUUUUUUCUGAAAAAAAAUUAGUUUUGAAGGGAUCAGUUUAGAAUCUCUAUACUCUACGAUGUGAACUUUUCUCAAGUUCCAAAAUAAAAAAAAAAAUGACACUUGCAUUGAAGAAUUAUUAGCACAUAAUCUAAAUAGAAAUUAUGCUUUCAAAGUGGAAUUUGAUUCUUUUUUGUCUAAGAAUCCUGGCAGAGAAUGAUUAGGCCUAUGUGAACUCCUCAAUAUCAGAAAGGACAUUUAGUUUCCUUUCUAAGAAAGGACAAGGAUUUAUUUCAUGGUAAUAUGAUAGUAAGAAAAUGAGCCAAGGCAGGGUGAGGGGAAGGAAUGGUUAAAGUUUAGCAUCAAACAGUUAAAUACAAACAUGGGUUUGAAUUUAGCAUUUCAGUUGUUCACAUACCCUUGUCUGUGGAAAGCGACAUAAAAUUUUGGUUGGAUUACAUUUUAUUGUAUUCAUGAGAUUCACUUAUCUGGAUGACCUCAGCAGAAAUAAAAUGUCAUGUCUUUAGAAGCCAAAUGUGAUGACCUGCCUGUUGCUUUUGGCAUCUGGAAUGAGGCUGACUGACUCUGGCAGCUCCCACUGGUUGUUAGAUGGUUGAAAUGGUCCAGUGAUGGUCAACUGAGUGUUCCGGGCUGUGAAACCGUGGAAUUCUACCAUGGUUCUACCACUGGAUGCCAGUACAAAAUUUAGCAGCUUAAUGUGUUCUGAAUUAAUUUAAUUUCUGCUGAAGUGCUCUUGCGUACAUUGUUUUAUAAUUUAACCAAAGUGCUGCUUGGGUGUACUUUGUGCUUUUCCCAGUGAGUUGAUAUGAUUGCUGCUUUGACCAUUCUUUUAAAUGUAUGUAUUAGAGUAAUUGUGAGCAGACUUAAAUCAUAUAUCUCAGUGUUCAAAACACCAUUUUAAUAAAGUAUAUCCAUUAAGCCCUUUUUAAAA
Felis catus (domestic cat) is the source of this 5030-nucleotide messenger RNA. RefSeq names its product protein phosphatase, Mg2+/Mn2+ dependent 1K (gene PPM1K). The record is from RefSeq and is a predicted model, not a curated record. Gene Ontology annotation, biological process: protein dephosphorylation. NCBI's taxonomy places the organism in Eukaryota, Metazoa, Chordata, Mammalia, Carnivora, Felidae. The transcript is spliced from 7 exons. Gene Ontology annotation, molecular function: cation binding; protein serine/threonine phosphatase activity. Bases 279 to 1397 code for a protein of 372 amino acids.